Messenger RNA from Nothobranchius furzeri (turquoise killifish), 4655 nucleotides. RefSeq names its product mutS homolog 6 (E. coli) (gene msh6). Gene Ontology annotation, biological process: mismatch repair. Gene Ontology annotation, cellular component: nucleus; MutSalpha complex. The record is from RefSeq and is a predicted model, not a curated record. Gene Ontology annotation, molecular function: ATP binding; ATP-dependent DNA damage sensor activity; mismatched DNA binding. NCBI's taxonomy places the organism in Eukaryota, Metazoa, Chordata, Actinopteri, Cyprinodontiformes, Nothobranchiidae.
ACAACUCCUUGUGAGCCUGUUUCCCGCGAACUGGGUCAGCCAGCUCUUGGAUGCUAGGUUAUAAAGAAGAGACGUCGAAAGGAUAGAGCAUUUUAAGAGGUUUCAAUUAAAGCAAAAGUUAAAUCUGCAAACAUGGCGAAGCAAAGCUCACUUUUCAAGUUUUUUACCAAGUCUCCGCCAUCUGUUACCAAGCCGAAGCCGAGCCCUUCUCCUGUCGAGGCAGACCUGCCUUCCUCCGUGGAGAGGUCCAACUCGUCUCCUAAAGAGGAAGCUAAGCAGACACAGCAGCAGGACUCCACCAAAACCAGAAAAGUCAAACAGAAAACAAGCUCCAGGACCGCGAGCAAUGGAUUUAAAAAUCUGUUUGGCGACAGUAAGGCCCCGGAUGCUAAAGACAGCAGCUCAACCUGUCCAUUCACUGCUGGUGCCCUUGUCUGGGCCAAACUAGAAGGACACCCUUGGUGGCCGUGCAUGGUUGUUCCCCAACCUCUGACAGGCCAGCAGAUGAGGGGCCGUGGUCAGGAUCAGCGCAUACAUGUUCAUUUCAUUGAUGAGCCUCCCACCAGAGGAUGGAUCAGAACCAAAUAUAUCAGAGAGUACCAAGGCUCUGACAGCAGUGAUGUUAAGCCUGGAGGGGUGUUUUUCAGUGGCAAGCCUGUAAUUCGCCGUGCAAUGGAGCUUGCUGAUAAAAUUAUUUUUGAGAGUCCUGAGAAAAGAUUAAAAAUGCCUCUCUGCAUGGAUCCAUCUGAUGAAGAAGGGGAUGAUGAAGAAAUGGAGCUCGACCAGUCAACACAGACCGAUGAAGAGGUCAGCGACGUAGAAGAAACGAAAAAGGAAGAAGAAAAGCCAAAAGUCAGUCGACGCUCAUCUCGUGCUUCAACAGAUAAAGGAAGCAAAGCCAAGCGGCGUCGCAUCAUUGUGGCCUCCGACAGCGACAAGUCGGAUGAGGAGUUCAAACCUGAACAUGCCGCAUCGUGCAGCGAGGAUGAAGAAGAAGAGGGGACCAUGAGUGGUGAAGAAGAGCAGAAAGCGAGCAGCCAGGAGUCUGAAGAAGACAGUCCCGUCAAACCUCUAAAAAGAAAACGUUCUGCAGGGAAGUCUGUCAGUGCCAAAGAAAAGAAGCCUGCAGUUGUGGUUUCCACUCCUAAAAGGCCCCCAGCAGCAGUGACGGCCAACACAAAGUCCCGUUUGUCGUCUUUCUCCGCUCCCGACAGCUUUGAGAGCCAGAUGAGUGAACCCGGGUCCACUGGAGGUGUCACAGUUUGGGAUCAUGAGAAGCUAGAGUGGUUGCAUGAUGGCAAAAGGAAAGACCGUAAAAGGCGGCGGCAGACAGACGAUGACUAUGAUUCUUCUACUCUGUAUGUGCCUGAAGACUUUCUUAACAAAAACACACCUGGAAUGCGUCGGUGGUGGCAGCUCAAAUCCGGCAUGUUUGAUACGGUGAUUUUCUACAAAGUGGGGAAGUUUUAUGAGCUUUACCACAUGGACGCCGUGAUUGGGGUCAACGAGCUGGGCCUGACCUUCAUGAAAGGAAACUGGGCACACUCUGGCUUUCCAGAGAUUGGCUUUGCACGUUUUUCUGACGUGUUGGUCCAGAAAGGCUACAAGGUGGCUCGCGUGGAGCAGACAGAAACCCCAGAGAUGAUGGAGGCACGCUGCAAAUCCAUUGCCAAACCCACAAAAUUUGACCGUGUGGUGAAGAGAGAAGUGUGCCGCAUUAUCACACGCGGGACCCAGACCUACAGUGUGUUGGACGGUGCUCCUUCAGAAAGUCAAAGCAAGUUCCUCCUGAGUUUGAAAGAAAAGGCUGAAGAGGAAUGUUCUGGCCGGUGCCGCGUCUACGGCGUCUGUUUUGUGGACACAUCUGUGGGAUACUUCCAUAUCGGUCAGUUCUCCGACGAUCGUCACUGCUCACGUCUGCGCACCCUGAUUGCACACUACUCCCCUGCUGAGGUGCUCUUUGAAAGGGGCAACCUCUCUGUUGAAACGCGCAAAAUACUCAAGGCAUCUCUGUCCUCGGCUUUGCAAGAAGGACUCAAUGCAGGAACCCAGUUCUGGGAUGCUCAGAAAACUCUGAAAACCCUCUCAGAAGAGAACUAUUUUGAAGAGAUCGCUGGACAAGAGCGGGCCACUGGGACCAAUUUUCUCCCCACUCUCCUAAAGCUCAUGACGUCUGAAAGUGAUUCUCUGUGCUUAACUCCUAAAGAGGGCUAUGAACUGGCGCUGUCGGCUUUUGGCGCUUGCAUAUUCUACCUUAAGAAGUGCUUGGUCGAUAAAGAGCUGCUUUCUAUGGCCAACUUUGAAGAAUAUGUCCCUGUUGAUGUAGAAAUGGAGAAAGCUUCUGGACCUGCCAGUUUUUUUGCUCAGACUCGUCAGCGUAUGGUUCUCGAUGGCGUGACUCUGGCAAACUUGGAGAUCUUUCAGAACGGGUCCGGAGGAACAGAGGGGACACUGUUGGAGCGUCUGGACACAUGCUCUACACCGUUCGGCAAGAGGCUCCUAAAGCAGUGGCUCUGUGCGCCCCUGUGUAACCCCACAUCCAUCAGGGACAGACUGGAUGCCGUGGAGGACCUGAUAGGAGCUCAAGCUCAAGCAACUGAAGUCUCAGACCUGCUGAAGAAGCUUCCAGAUCUUGAGCGUCUACUGAGUAAAAUCCACAGCAUCGGUACUCCUCUGAAGGGCCAGGACCACCCUGACAGCAGAGCAGUUCUCUAUGAGGAAGUCACUUACAGCAAACGCAAAAUUGCAGACUUCCUCUCAGCUUUGGAGGGUUUCAAAACCAUGCAGGAGAUUAUUUCCGUCCUAACCUCAGUUUUGGGAGAAUUUCGUUCUAAGUUGCUUCGUCAAGUUGUCAGCCUGAAGACCGAAAAAGACGGCCUCUUUCCUGACCUCUCCGCAGAACUCAAGCGCUGGGAGACCGCUUUCAACCACGAGAAGGCUCGCAGUACCGGUGUCAUAACCCCUAAAUCUGGAUUUGACCCCGAGUAUGACCAGGCCCUCACUGGAAUCAAAAGCUGCGAGCGAGAGCUGCAGGAGUACCUGGACAGACAGAAGAAGAGAAUUGGCUGUAAGACCAUGGUCUACUGGGGAACUGGGCGAAAUCGCUUUCAGAUGGAAGUUCCUGACAGCGUUUCUGAGAGGAACAUCCCAGAGGAAUAUGAUGUCAGAUCCACAAAGAAAGGCUAUAAGCGUUACGUGACAAAGGAGAGUGAGCGGCUGUUCUCAGAGCUGCAAGGGUUGGAAGAGAAGAGAGACGCUGCAGUGAAAGACUGCAUGAGGAGGCUCUUCUACAACUUUGACAAGAACUACAGAGACUGGAAGACGGGUGUGGAGUGCAUGGCAGUGCUCGAUGUGCUGCUAGCUUUGUCACGCUACAGUCAGGGCGGAGACGGUGCGAUGUCCAGGCCGCAGGUGCUGCUUCCAGAGGACGAGCAGGCCACGCCCUUCAUUAAUCUUACCGGAUCCCGUCACCCCUGCGUCACAAAGACCUUUUUUGGCGACGACUUCAUUCCCAAUGACAUCUUCAUAGGCUGUCCUGGGAUCAGUGAAAAUGAUGAGGUGGAAGGUUGUGCCUCGUGUGUUCUAGUCACAGGCCCAAACAUGGGUGGGAAGUCAACCCUCAUGCGACAGUGUGGACUUGUGAUUAUAUUGGCUCAGCUGGGCUGCUAUGUCCCAGCUGAGAGCCUUCGCUUCACACCGGUUGACCGGGUUUUCACUCGGCUGGGCGCCUCGGAUCGGAUCAUGGCAGGAGAGAGCACCUUCUUCGUGGAGUUGAGCGAGACUGCCAGCAUCUUGCACCACGCCACCAAGCACUCACUUGUGCUCCUUGAUGAAUUAGGAAGGGGCACGGCCACAUACGACGGCACCGCGAUAGCCAGCGCCGUUGUGAAGGAGCUCGCUGAGAAGAUCUGCUGCCGCACACUUUUCUCUACGCAUUACCACUCCCUGGUGGAGGACUACGCCAACAAUCCCGCUGUGCGCUUAGGCCACAUGGCCUGCAUGGUGGAGAAUGAGUGUGAGGACCCGAGUCAGGAGACGAUCACGUUCCUCUACAAGUUCAUCAGCGGCGCCUGUCCUAAGAGCUACGGAUUCAAUGCAGCUCGGCUCGCAAACCUGCCAGAGGAGGUCAUCCAAUCCGGACACAGGAAAGCUAGAGAGUUUGAGAAAAACACAAUCAGCCUCAGACUGUUCAAGAAGCUCUGUCAGUUUGCCGACGACCCUGCUCUGGACACCAAACACUUCACUCCACUUGUUCACCUGCUCAACACCAUGUAAUAUAAAAACAGCCCCCACUGUUAGUUUGUUCUGUUUGUGAAGCACCUGGACAAAACACUACUGAAAUGAUCUAAUAAAGUUUAUUUUAAAAAAAUGACAAUGUUUCAUCUAGGAAAUUAAACCCUUUUAAUUCACUCUAGCGCCUACAUAACGGUUAUUGAAUACUUCACAAUAUAUUAAGUCUAGAUGUUAUGAUACAUGCAUACAUUUCAGUCUGUAUGAGGACCCACAAUCACCAGUACACAUGGAUGGGGGAGGGGGGCGAUGAAACCAUAAAGCGCUGUAUACACACACUUGUCUCAGCUUCCGUUGAGUAAAAGCUGUUAAUUUCUCCAGCAACAUUAACAGAAAUAAAAUAAAGGAGUUAUGCUUUCACAAGA